This is a messenger RNA of Rhinolophus ferrumequinum (greater horseshoe bat), 2108 nucleotides long. RefSeq names its product melanocortin 2 receptor accessory protein (gene MRAP). Gene Ontology annotation, molecular function: signaling receptor regulator activity; type 1 melanocortin receptor binding; type 5 melanocortin receptor binding. Gene Ontology annotation, biological process: protein localization to plasma membrane; regulation of adenylate cyclase-activating G protein-coupled receptor signaling pathway. The record is from RefSeq and is a predicted model, not a curated record. Gene Ontology annotation, cellular component: plasma membrane; endoplasmic reticulum. Lineage: Eukaryota; Metazoa; Chordata; Mammalia; Chiroptera; Rhinolophidae.
AGCAACCUAGAGCUGCCCUGGAUACACAGUCUCCAGCCUUGUAGCUCUGUUUGUUUUGGAGUUUUAUCAAGAAGGGCAGGAUGGAGAGCUCUACUUGCGUGCUGAGGAGAUCAGGCACACGCCCCGACCUUUCUCCCAGCCAAUGGCUCUCACAUGUGGGCAGGCCUUGAGCCUGGAGACCCACAGACACACUUAGAUGAUUUUACGGAAAUCAUUCGGCCAGCCUACUCCGAUGCACUGCCUCCCAGCGCCACAGACAUGGCCAACAGGACCAACGCCUCCUCCCUGUACUACAGCUACGAGUACUACAUGGAUUACCUGGACCUCAUUCCCGUGGAUGAGAAGAAGCUGACAGCCAACAAACAUUCGAUUGUCAUUGCCUUCUGGCUGAGCCUGGCUGCUUUUGUGGUGCUUCUCUUCCUCAUCCUGCUCUACAUGUCCUGCUCAGGCUCCCUGCACGGGAGGAACAACGGCCACCAUCACCCCACAUGCUCCUGGAGUCAUGGCCUCCAUCUCCCCCUCUGCAUCCGGAGGUUCCUGCGGCGUCACAGGGCCCCUGGGGCCACCCCGCAGGCUUCACCAAGCUCAGUCAAGGAGCCAGGCAGCACAGCACGUGGCCCCCAUCAUCCGCUGCAGGAGGGCCCCUGCACUUCACCCCCCACCCGUCCCACCCCCAGGCCCAGCCUGCUCUCCCCGGGGAACUGGCCCUCGACGGGGACCCACAUGCCAUCAGCUGAUGUCAGCAACAAGCCCAGGGAGCCUCCCCUUGGAGACAGAACCUCUCGAAUGCAGAACUGACACCAGCAAACCAUGGCCAUUGCCGAGUGAGCCGGUAAACGCAAAUCAUCCUGCACACACCUGUGCCCUCUGGAAGCCUGUUUACACGUUGCAGGAAGUGCAACAAGGUGAAGAAUGACUCUACAGGAGGCACACACUUUGCCAUUUAUCCAAGGCUUGCAAUAGCCCAUCCAGCACAGAGAAGUAGCCCCGAACAUUGCAGAUCUUACUUAGUGCACUUACCUCUUUACUUACUACCUAUGUUCACUUUGGGAAAGGUAGAGAAAUAAAAUAUACAUAAGAUGAAGAAAUAUUCACUCACUAAUCUUUACUAUGCUACUUUUAGCUUCAACUAUUACUGCUGUGGUGUUCUAUCGAGCUUGAGUUCACUUGGCUGAUCUUUUUGAGGACAUCCGGGGAGGGCCUGAGAAGUCCCACCCACCCCCCACUGAUGCCCACUGUUACCAAAAUGGGACAGUGUGUGUCCUGCCAGGCCAGCAGACUGCGGUCAAGGGACCCAUGUCACACUUCUGACCUCCCCAGAGCCUUUCCAAGACAGAGCCAAGGACGCAUCUCCCCUGGAGGGAGCAGCCAGGCUCAGCAGGCAUGGCCUAAGCCCAAGGGGAAGAGUCUGCCUCCAAAUGCUGCCGCUCGGCAUCUUUAAGCUGGUAGGAAGGGUCCCAUCCUGGAUGUGACUUCAUGUGACUUCUGAUCUGAGACCUGGUCCUUUAGUGCCCAACAGCCUGACCCUGGCAGGCAGGCACCAGAGCACAGAAAAAUAAUUCCCCAAGGUGAGCGCCGGGUUUGGCCCCACCGGACUCGGGGGCAGUGCGUUAGGAGAAAGCGAGGGGAGACUGAGCUCCAGAAAAGAGGGAGAGAAAGGAACAAGUGGCCUUUCUAGCUUGAAUCCACCUGUAGGACUCCAACUUCAAAAGGGAAGAGGAGAGGGGAGGUGACUGCUUCCAGACAACGAGCCCUAUCUGUGGUAAGGGGCUUAGAUGAAGACUUAUUCUUGCCUUGGUUAAAAAUAUUGUUAAAAGCAACAGAAAAGAGUCCGAAGAAUACUGGAGGUACAAAAACGUGCAAUGCUGAAGCCGAAACCAAGCCAUUCUCAGUACUGUGUAUAUUAUACGGGCAAAUAAACAGCCACCUCCCAGGCGGCAGACAGGGAAUGCCACUGCCUGACACGUGACGACGGCCGAGCAGACCCUGGGGGCCACGGUGUGCAGGAGGCAGGAAACCGAGUCAAUGCACACAGCGUGUCCUGUGCAUGCACCGGCCAGCAGGGCAGCACGUGUCGGGGGCAGGGCGGCGAUGUCCCUGCAGAGCAC